Molecule: messenger RNA, 1967 nt
Organism: Anoplopoma fimbria (sablefish)
Lineage: Eukaryota; Metazoa; Chordata; Actinopteri; Perciformes; Anoplopomatidae
Product: nuclear receptor-binding protein-like
Biological process (GO): protein phosphorylation; endoplasmic reticulum to Golgi vesicle-mediated transport; intracellular signal transduction
Cellular component (GO): cytoplasm; endomembrane system
Molecular function (GO): protein kinase activity; ATP binding
Source: RefSeq, a predicted model, not a curated record
UGAACACUCGCCCCGCCCCUCCCACUCCGAGAGAGAAAGGGACUUGAAACCCAACAACAUAUUUCAUGACGAACCAGCUAGCGUUCUUCUGUCUAAAAUCAUCUCCUGUUGCUGCCUUUACACCAGUAUGUAACCCGGGGCUCUGUGUCCGGCGGUAGUUUCCUCUUCCACGGCCCACUUCCUUGAGCUCUACCUUGUUAAAAAUCCAGGCCAGAGAACACAAUGGAUGUAUGACCAGCUCAGUCACAGAGAGAGGAGAAAGCAAGAAAGGGGCUUCCUAUAACUUGUACCAGCCCAGGAGCAGGAGCCUGAGGAAGGAGAGCCGGCAAGCAUACAAGUCGUGUCAUGAUGUUGGAGGCACAGGAGACAGGAGCUCCAGGCACAGAGGGAAACAAGCCAGAGGUCCCAGCAGUACACAUGUCCAGUAUUAUCCAACAGGUAGAAGGUGGAUCAUCUGUCUCUUCGCCUGCGGCCUCCAUACAACCUCCUGCCACCACGGCAACGGAGGAUGAGGAUGAGAGCGAAGAUGAGUUUGACAUUCUGGAGGAGAGUCCCUGUGGUCGUUGGCAGAAACGCAGAGAGGAGGUGAAUCAGCGUAAUGUCCCAGGGAUAGAUGAUGCAUACUUGGCCAUGGACACAGAGGAAGGGGUAGAGGUAGUAUGGAAUGAAGUCAUGAUCUCAGAGAGGAAGAACUUCAAACUGCUUGAGGAGAAGGUGAAAGCAGUAUUUGAUAACCUGAUACAUUUGGAACAUGCAAAUAUUGUCAAGUUUCACAAGUACUGGGCCGACACAAAAGAGAACCGGGCGAGGGUGAUUUUCAUCACUGAAUAUAUGUCAUCAGGAAGCUUGAAACAGUUUCUAAAGAAGACAAAGAAGAAUCAUAAAACCAUGAAUGAAAAGGCUUGGAAGAGAUGGUGCACACAGAUCCUGUCAGCUCUCAGUUAUCUCCACUCAUGUGACCCUCCCAUCAUCCAUGGCAACCUGACCUGUGACACCAUCUUCAUCCAACACAACGGGCUCAUCAAGAUUGGAUCAGUUGCCCCGGACACCAUCAACAACCACGUGAAGACGUGUUACGAGGAACAGAAGAACUUGCACUUCUUUGCCCCAGAAUAUGGAGCUGUUGAUGAUGUCACCACGGCUGUAGACAUCUACUCGUUUGGCAUGUGUGCCUUAGAGAUGGCUCUCUUGGAAAUCCAGGGGAAUGGAGAGUCCUCUUUAGUUUCUCAGGAGGCCAUCAACAAUGCCAUACAGUCACUGGAGGACCCACUGCAGAGGGAGUUAAUCCAGAAGUGCCUCGAGUGUGAUCCCUGCACAAGGCCUACAGCCCGAGAGCUGCUGUUCAACCAAGCUCUGUUUGAAGUACCGCUGCUAAAACUGCUGGCUGCACAUUGUAUUGUCAGCCACCACCACAUGAUUCCUGAGAAUGCCCUCGAGGAGAUUAUGAAGAACCUGGACCCUGACCUGGUCGUGGCUGAGAGGAACGAGGAUUUUCAGCUCAAACUUUCACAGUUUCCUGCCUUGGAGCUUGAUAAAUUCCUGGAGGAUGUGAGGAACGGUAUUUAUCCAAUGAUAGCGUUCGGGCUGCCCUGUCCUCAGCAGCCUCAACGGGAGACUAUUAAAUCUCCAAUCGUUGUCCCCUUGGUCAAAUCCCCCACGCCCGAACCUGCAGAGCUCGAGACACGACGGGUCAUUCAUAUGCAGUGUAACGUUGAGUCUGUCGAGGAGGGAGCAAAGUAUCAUCUGACAUUACUGCUGAAACUGGAGGAUAAACUGAAUAGACAUCUAAGUUGUGACAUGUUACCUCAUGAGAAUGUUCAAGAGAUGGCUGAAGAGUUGGUUCAGCACGGCUUAAUCAGUGAGGUGGACCAAAACAAAAUAGCCUCUCUACUAGAAGAAUCAUUCAGCAAGCUCUCCACUAGCAACCGUUUCCUCAACUAUGUUACUGUCUCAUAAGUACACUCUCU